Molecule: messenger RNA, 1290 nt
Organism: Guillardia theta CCMP2712
Lineage: Eukaryota; Cryptophyceae; Pyrenomonadales; Geminigeraceae
Exons: 5
Coding region: 1-1290 (429 amino acids)
Molecular function (GO): calcium ion binding
Source: RefSeq, a predicted model, not a curated record
AUGGCGAGGGGUUUAGCUGGACGGUUCAUGUUGAUCAUGGCGGCGGUGGUAGUGAUGACGAUGGUGCCCAUGGCGUCUCAAGCUGCGCGCAUGUCGAGCAUGGACCAGGAGGAGGAGAACAAUUUGUUGGACGCAGAAAUCUCCUUCUUCCAUGAGAAGGACACGAACAAGGAUGGCGCGCUGAGCAAGAAAGAAUUCUACUACGCCAUCAUGGAGGACGAGUUCGAGGGGUUUGCGAAGCGACAUGCCUUCUCGGUGGUGGAUCUGGAGUUCGAGGCGCAUGAUAGGAAUCAAGACAAGAAAAUCAACCUCGAAGAAUGGAAGGGGAUCUUCUUCCACGACUCCCCGCAGAUUCCAGAUUACAUUGACGGCGUGGACAACACAGAGGUUGACACGUCCGAGCUGUGGAAGUCAGCUCCAAUCCCCGAGAGCGCACCCCCGGCCAAGCAAGAGUCGCAGCUGCAGGUUGAGGGUGAGGUCGCGGACUCUCGGGGUCUCAGGUACUAUCUUUCGGAGGGAGCCACUUGGUACCAGAGCAGGAGGUUCUGCAUCCUCAAGAACAGGCGUCUCUGUUCCUACGAGGAAAUUUGCCCGAGCAUCAACAACGACGAUAAGAUUCCCGGCGACAUGAAGAUGACACGUUGGGUUCCCAUGCGCAGUGAAGGACAUCUGUGGAUAGAAGCGAGGAAUUGCGGGCUGACGCGCUUCCCUGACACCGCAGAGCACUCAGGGUUGAUCCCCUGCUGCUCGGAUUCGGAAGAGGAGAUGUUCGAUGCCAAGAAAACUGGCUCAGAGGAGGAGGAGGCGCGUGAGCAGCAAGGCUCUGGUACCUCCAAUGCUUCAGCAACCAGCCAGGACGGAUCGGACUCCAUCCUCGCGGGCAACAAGACGGGAGCUUCCAACUCCAGCGGCCGGAAGGCAGCCAGCGAGCCUCAUGUUGAAACGAAGUCGAGUUUCGAGGGUGCCAAGGGGCCUGAGGAGGAUAGAGGAAAGUCGACCAAGGGCGAGGAGGAGCAUCAGGACGCUUCGGCAGCCAGCAAGAAAUCGAGCAAGUCCAAGGCAGGGGAGCAGAAACCCUCCGCUGCUGAGGACCCUGUAGCAGAGCAAAAGGCCAAGUUGCGCGCAGCUCGAAAGAAAGCCGCGACUGGUAGCGCAAGCAGCAGCAGCAGCAGCAGCACUGGAGAAACGUCGAAGAAAGUUAAAUUGGAUAGGAGUGCAAGCGCGGGCGAGGAUGGAUCCGCGACGAAAGCAAAGAGGAAGAACAGAAAGAAGGCUCCUAAGAUUGUCUGA